Molecule: messenger RNA, 1731 nt
Organism: Trypanosoma brucei brucei TREU927
Lineage: Eukaryota; Euglenozoa; Kinetoplastea; Trypanosomatida; Trypanosomatidae
Exons: 1
Coding region: 1-1731 (576 amino acids)
Source: RefSeq, a predicted model, not a curated record
AUGAACAGAUCGUGUUUGGAGGUCAAUGUAAGUGACUACAUUUGCUUGGAACGGAUUGGCGGUGAUUAUGAGUGGAGCAAUACUCUUGCUCGUGUUAUCGGACUGCCCACAAGUCAGCACGUUCGUGUCGAAUUGUUCGAUCGUGUCGAUGCCGUGCCUGGUGGGUUUGAACCGUAUGCCGAAAAACUGGGUGAACUUGCGGUGCAGCAGGAUCGUCUUGAUGGGCUGAACGAGCUGAAAGCGCUCCAACAGCAAUACCAGCAGCUGGUGGAGGAUGAGGAUCGUUCUUCUGAACGGCUCUGCCGUGCCCGUGAGGUAACUCAAGAAAAACAGGCCAUUGCAGCGGCGUUCACUCGUCAGCAAAUGGUGGAGCUUGAUCAAGUUCGCGCCGCGAUUGAACAAGUACCCGCGCGCAGUUGGAGGAUUAUUAGGAAUAUAAACAAUCCUUCUGAGGAACUGUUUUCACUUGUCCGCGCGCUCAUGAUUGCCCUACAAGAGGAUCAUAAUGGAAGUUGGGAAAGCAUGCAGAUUGUCAUGCGUCAAAGUGAUUUUGUUGGGCGGAUAAUGGAACUUGACUGCACGGUCGCACCGCUGUCGAAACUGCAACGGAAGAAGAUAAAGAACGAGCUUGCGUUGGUCCCCGCCGAAUCGCUGAAAGAACGUAGAGGGAAGAGUGACUCAUUCCCUAAAUUGUUGCGCGGUGCUCCACUUCCAGUUGUUAUUAGGAGGUGGCUGAAUGUGCAGAUGGCGUGUUCAAGAGCUCGGGAGGCGGAGGAACGCGUCGCUGAUCGAUUGGUUGUGAAACAUGACCGAAUAGCUGCGCUGCUGUCCGAGGUCAACGGACUGCGUGGGAAGAUUGCUAUGUUAGGGGUGCAAAUUUCCGAAAAGAAGCAGGCUUUGAUUGGUGAAGAACCACUUAAUCUACUAAAUGAUGAAGAGGAACCUAUCAAUGUUGAAGGAUGCUACGUACAACGCACAACGAACGGUCGCGUUGUGAGUGAUAUUGUUUCACUCGACAGCGUUUUACUUGUUUUUGGGCCGAAGGAAAGCAAGACGCUCCUGGGUAAGGAGAUUCCCGUCUAUGUUCAACUACAACCUGAAGAAGUACUGAAGAUGCAGCAGACAGUUCGCACCGUCAACGACCUGUACGACAUUGACGAACUUGAGGCUCUCUUCGCUGCCGAGGAACGGGAUGACCAGGAGAAGCGCGAACUGCAGUUACGCAUGGAGGAGCUCAGCAAGAAGGAGUUGUUCACCGAAGAUGAUGAGGAGGAGAUGCGGCAACUUGAUGCCUUCCUCACGGAUGUGGAUCGUCGACACGAAAGGACGGUGUGGCGGCGCCGCUGCUUGGAGAAGGCUGGUCGUGACAAACUGUAUCUGGAGAAGCGCCGCCGGAUUGAGAACAUAGUGUACUCCGAUCUGCACAUAUUUUUCACUGGAGAUAAGUGGCAGGAAGUGCUUGAUAAUGAGGAGCACCGUGAAUAUCUGGACGCUGCUUUUAAGGAGGACGCAUCUGCGACACUCAGAUUACCGAAAGAGAAUUUCACCAACCUAACUUUUGAGGGUUACCCACUGGAGGCGUCGUUCACUACGGAGCACGAUAAGAGCACCCCUAAGGAGGAACUCCAGGCGUUGCUAGAGCGUUGCGCCUUCCCAACAGUUUGUGCCUUCUACCAUUCUCUAACUGGUGGAACGACGGAAUCAGUGGAAGGGGAGGACGUUGAUGGAUAG